Messenger RNA from Trichoderma atroviride IMI 206040, 1128 nucleotides. RefSeq lists its product as uncharacterized. The record is from RefSeq and is a predicted model, not a curated record. Gene Ontology annotation, molecular function: protein binding. Lineage: Eukaryota; Fungi; Ascomycota; Sordariomycetes; Hypocreales; Hypocreaceae.
AUGGCAGAAACAUUCGUCGAGACUUCACUUAUAGUGCGGCCACAACACCAAACGUUUCUGUCGCCGUUGGAUGCGGCAUGGGAUCCUUCAUUGCCAACUGAAGAUGUAGAAGAAUACUGCUGGACACCUCUACAGCUCGCUGCUAGAAGCGGAGAUCUUCAGGCCGUCCGAGAUAUCCUUGCCUCACCAGGUCCCUCUGCCGUCAAUGACCCCCCAAGAGGCUAUUAUGGCCAAACAGCCCUACAAGCAGCCUGCAUGCAAGGACAUGAAGACGUUGUCAAAUAUCUGCUCGGCUCUGGAGCAGAUGUUCAUUUCUGCGGUGGGAAUAACUUUCAGCGUACCGCGCUACAGAUUGCUUGCGGGCAGGGGAAUGAAAGGGUCGUCCACCUGCUUCUGGAAGCAGGCUCAGAAGUAAACAUGAGGCCCGAGACGAAUCACGGCGUUCGGAUACUAACAAGAAGCCAACAAGAGGCAAAUUCGCUGCCAAAUACUUUCGCUGUCGCUCGCUACAAUGGAAGAACUGCGCUACAGGCAGCAUCGGAGCGCGGCCAUCUCAACAUUGUGAAGCUGCUAUUGGAACGUGGUGCCGAGGUAAAUGCGCCCCCGUCGCCAGUAGCGGGUCGCACCGCUUUACAGGCAGCGGCAAGGGGCGGUUUUGGGGCCAUCGUGCAUCUGCUACUUUCUCUUGGGGCGCAGGCCAAUGCCCCGUCAGCAAGGUAUAAGGGCAUUACAGCCCUUCAGGGGGCAUGCCUGCAGGGCAAUUUAGAGAUCGUGGAGCUUCUACUCAGGUCAGGCGCUGACGUACAGGCCUCAGGAGGCGGCUUCGACGGCGACGGGACUGCUUUGCAUGCUGCUGCUGAGAAAGGACAUAUGGAUAUUGUUAAGAAGCUCAUCGACGCUGGUGCUGAUGUGAAUGCGAGCUCUAAUCGCAGAGGGCAGACUCCAUUGCAAGGGGCUAUGGCUGGAGGCCAUGAUUUGGUCGUCGAAUAUCUCAAAGGCCUAGGCGCUGUGGGCAGGACUGGAGGAGGUUUCUUUAUUUUUGAUCACUCAGCUGGCUAGCGGGCUGCAAAUACGCGUUCAGCGUAUCACAUCACCCUAAUCUAAUAAAGAUACGAGGUAUCACACGAU